Messenger RNA from Staurois parvus, 292 nucleotides. Lineage: Eukaryota; Metazoa; Chordata; Amphibia; Anura; Ranidae. The record is from the annotation of a GenBank genome assembly.
UUACAGUGGGACUGCAGAGGGCAUUCUGAAACUGGGAGAAAAUGACUUGGUGUCACUGACAUCCCCAGGGACACCAAUACAGUGAUCAGUGCUAAUAAAAAGCACUGACACUGUACUAAUGGCUCUGGGCAAGAAGGGGCUAACAUGUGGGGCGAUCAAAGGGUUAACUGUGUGCUGGUUUACUAUGUGUUUCACUGUCGCUGUGCAUGUGCUUUCAACUGUAAGCACAUGGUUUUGUAUGGCUCUGCAGUGUGCUGGAGCUGACGGGAGCGAACUGUAUUGUUUACAGACA